Molecule: messenger RNA, 378 nt
Organism: Suillus subalutaceus
Lineage: Eukaryota; Fungi; Basidiomycota; Agaricomycetes; Boletales; Suillaceae
Exons: 2
Coding region: 1-378 (125 amino acids)
Source: RefSeq, a predicted model, not a curated record
AUGUUCCCCAACGCUAAUCUCACAGCUCUACUUCUUCGAACAGAACCUCACGAUGGCAAUAAGCCACAGCCAUUGGGAAAUUUUGGCCUGAUAUUCAUCUUCACCACUUCCACGUUGUGCUUGCUUUACUUGCUUUGGCGUCGCGCAAGUGCUCUGCGUGCAGUAGUAUCCCACCAGCUUCAAACGUGGACGAGGACGGAAGGCCAAAUCCGCCUCUCCGAGGACGACGGUCCAUCUGCUGUCGAGUUCCUGACUGAUGCGGACGAUGAAGAUGUCGGGACACCAGAUGAUGGUAUGAUUCCGGGUCAGGACGAAGAACGACUCAGGAAUGAGGGUUCUGUAACCCUACCUUCUGUCAGGCCUGACUCCCCGCCAUAA